AUGCAUCCUCCGCCGAGCCAGAUGGCGCACCAGUCCAUCUCGCUGUACCAGACCAUCAGCAACACCUUUGGCAAGGUCAACCGCUCCAACUCGUCCAACUCUGCCGCUUCCAGCAACCAGGCCGGCUCGCCCAGCAGCUCGUCGUCGUCGUCGCACAUGGCCGCGCGAACCCUCAGCCAGUCGUCGUCGUCGUCGGCGCCCCCAAAGCCCUCGGCGCUGCCGCGCAACCUCGUCUUCGACUACGUCCGCCCCGAAGAGGUCCGCGCAGCCCACCAGCUCGAGGUCCAGGGCUACCCGCCAGAGGAUGCCGCCUCGUACGAAAAGCUCAUCGGCCGGCAACGGGCGGCUCCCCACCUCUUUCUCGGCGCCUAUCUGCCCCUGCCUCCGCCCAAGGUGGCCGGACCGCUGACCGUUGGCGGACCCUCGCGCCGCAAGAUGGUCGCCUUUGUGUGCGGCACCGCGGCCACCGCCCUCACGCUGCGGUCCAUGUCGACGCACGACUCUUCCGCCGACGCCCAUAUGGUCUGCAUCCACAGCGUCUGCGUGUCGCCCGACUAUCAGCGCAAGGGCCUCGCCACGCGCAUGCUCGAAAACUACAUCUCCCGCCUCAAGCGCGCCGAGGACGGCAAGGGCCCCGAGGGCGCCAAGGGCAAGAGGGGCUACGAGACGCUGGCGCUGCUCGCCCACGAGGAGCUCACCGAGCUCUACAUCAAGGUCGGCUUCAAGGUACAGUGCGUCAGCCACAUCCAGUACGGCAGCGGACAGUGGCUCGAGAUGCGGCGCAGCCUCAGCGCGCCCGUGACGAUGCCCGGAGCCAAGACGGGCGACGCCAACGCCCUCACGCGCACCUUCUCGAGCGCCUCGAGCGGCGGCGGCGAUGACCGCAUGGUCUCGUCGCCCACCGCCCUCACCUCGCCACAGUUUGCCUUUACGGCACCCGAGCGCGAGAGAGGGAGAUCUGCUUCGGCAUCGCAGACCGAUUCGGCAUCGGGCUCGGCCUCUUCGGCAGCAUCGGCGUCGUCGAGACCCGCGACGGCCUCCGAGGACGCCACCGCUACGCAGACGCCGACCCAGGAGACGGACAAGUCUGACCUCGGAACGCCGUCGGGCGAUGCCUCGGCGACCCCGACGACGGCCGUCACCGCCAAGUCGGCCGCGCCCGAGAAGCCAGAGACGCCGCCCGGCAUGCCGUCGCAGGCCUCGAUCAUGGCGGCGCUCGCUGCGCAGUCGCAGCCGGGCAAGAGCCCCGGCGUCACGUACACGUCGAUCCUGGGCCAGGCGCUCGCGGGCAAGACGGCGUCCGAGGACGCGGGCAUGGCGCUCGAGGCACGGCUGGUGGACCGCGAGACGGGCACCAACCUGGCGCGGCUGUACUGCCCCAUGGAGAACUGCCGGUGCUGCAUCCUUGGCAAGGGGGCGGGCGAGUACACCCGCAAGGAGAGCGGACCGCUGUCGAACCCGGCGCUCGAGCUGCCCAACUCGCCUGCGCCGCCGCAGGGGCCGGCGUUCCCGGUGCAGGGCGCCUCGUCGGGUGGGACGCGGCUGCUGACGAGCGUCAAGGGCUUCUGGACGGUGGCGGGCCCGCUGCAGUUUGACAAUGUGGGCUUCUCUCGCGACCUCAAGUGGACGGCGCCGACGCCAUCGUCGCCGAGCCCGACGUCGGAGGCCAAGGUGCAGGACAAGGAGGCCAGGGCGCGCGAGAAGCGCGAGGAAAAGGAGCGGCGCAAGGAGGACAAGGCGCGGGAAAAGGAGAGGCGGAAGCAGCAGCGGCAGCGGGGCAACAGCGGGUCGGACGAGAGCAGCCGUUCGGACGAGGACGUGUCGUCGCUGCUGGCGCACCUGAGCCUGGGGCUGACGCCGGGCGAGGAGGUGACGGUCAAGUACCUGCUGUGCCCGGACUGCGAGUGCGGGCCGCUGGGCUUUACGGUGCUGCCCGAGGAGAUGCAGGGUGGCAGGCUGGCGGCCGAGGUCGGGGAGCAGGUGGACCAGAUGAAGGGCGGCAGCCUGGCGGCGGGCAGCCAGAGGCAGGUCAAGAAGAAGCCGCAGCUCUUCUACCUGGCUGCGGAGCGGGUGCGCUACCGCUUCGACAGGAACUGA
Molecule: messenger RNA, 2097 nt
Organism: Pseudozyma flocculosa PF-1
Lineage: Eukaryota; Fungi; Basidiomycota; Ustilaginomycetes; Ustilaginales; Ustilaginaceae
Exons: 1
Coding region: 1-2097 (698 amino acids)
Biological process (GO): small GTPase-mediated signal transduction
Cellular component (GO): cytoplasm
Molecular function (GO): aralkylamine N-acetyltransferase activity; guanyl-nucleotide exchange factor activity
Source: RefSeq, a predicted model, not a curated record